Molecule: messenger RNA, 630 nt
Organism: Arvicola amphibius (Eurasian water vole)
Lineage: Eukaryota; Metazoa; Chordata; Mammalia; Rodentia; Cricetidae
Gene: Fmr1nb
Product: FMR1 neighbor
Exons: 4
Coding region: 1-630 (209 amino acids)
Source: RefSeq, a predicted model, not a curated record
AUGUCUUUGGAUCUCAGAUCAAAGCAGAGGAGGAAUAGAUCCAAGAGCCAGGCUUUGCCAGUAGCAGGGUUCAAGAUGGUAGCUGAUAGCAGGUACAGAGGCAAGAAUCCUGCCCUCAGAAUGUUUCCAGGGGUUCUGAGUUCUGGCCAGGGGAUCAAUAUGGCUGCCGGCCCUCAGUUUGCUUUCUGGGCUGCAGUACGUCAGUGUCUGCAAAAUAUGUGGGCCCGGAGGCACUUGGGCCUGUUUCUGUUUAUACUCUGGAUGCUGGUGAUCCUGUGCUAUUUUGUGAAUACUGAUUCUGUGUCUUCAAGUGAGAAAUUGCCACAGAACAAUGGAACUCUAAAAGUUCGAUCCAACUGGGAAAUUCUGUUGAAAUUUUUCUUUCCAACAACAUGCAUUAUAAGGGAGAAUCAGGAGGUAGUGGCUUGUAAUAAGCAAUCAUAUCUCAGCAAGACUGAAUGUUUAAAAUCCAAGUGUUGUUUUUCAUCAUCUGGGACCAAAAUGAGGUGCUAUGCCCCACUAAGAGAUAAACCUACACAAAUGCUCCGGGUGUUUGGGUUCUCUGCGAUCAGCAUGAUAAUCCUGGGAUUUCUUCCUAUGUAUUGCUGUUCUCUUUGCGGGAGAAGGUAG